Molecule: messenger RNA, 459 nt
Organism: Dovyalis caffra
Lineage: Eukaryota; Viridiplantae; Streptophyta; Magnoliopsida; Malpighiales; Salicaceae
Source: the annotation of a GenBank genome assembly
AUGGUGGUGAUUGGAGAUGGGUUUGACGUUGCCAAGUUAGCCGGAAGCUUAAGGAAGAAACAAAAAAUAGUGCUCAAGGUACAGAUGCAUUGCGAGAAAUGCAGGGCUAAGGCACUCACGGUUGCGGCAGAUGCCGAUGGUGUGAGUUUUAUGGGAUUAGAAGGAGAGGAUAAAGACAAAGUGGUGGUGAUUGGAGAUGGAGUUGACUCUGCCACGUUAGCCAGCAGGUUGAGGAGGAAGCAAGUGAUCGUGUUCAAGGUUCAGAUGAAUUGUGGGAAAAGCAGGGUCAAGGCUCGCACCGUUGUGGCAAAAGCAUUUGGAGUGAACUCUUUAGCAUUACAAGGAGAUGACAGAAUUGUGGUGAGUGGAGAUGAUAUUGAUGCAGCCUCCCUGACCUUCUGCUUGAGGAAGAAAGUUGGCCAUACUGAUAUUAUCAGCAUCAUGCCCAUAGAUCCGUAG